This is a messenger RNA of Lampris incognitus (smalleye Pacific opah), 861 nucleotides long. RefSeq lists its product as uncharacterized. Gene Ontology annotation, cellular component: Golgi apparatus; ciliary membrane. Bases 349 to 861 code for a protein of 170 amino acids. The record is from RefSeq and is a predicted model, not a curated record. The transcript is spliced from 3 exons. Gene Ontology annotation, biological process: negative regulation of smoothened signaling pathway. NCBI's taxonomy places the organism in Eukaryota, Metazoa, Chordata, Actinopteri, Lampriformes, Lampridae.
CCCCGCUCGGCUCGGCUCGGCUGCAGCCGCCUUUCCUAAAGGGACUUCGCCGCCAGAUGCCCAUGAGCAACAGCUGGUCCGGAGACCAUGCGAGGCUUCCUGAAGGACCCUCCGAGUUUGAACUUUGAGGGACUAUGUGACAUGCUGCCCUUCGCUGGACUCCAUUAAAGCUCAGCAUGAGCCAGAGGACCUUCUCCAUCCCCGCAGAGGUGGUCGUGAUGACGGGACUUCACGCGGACUGACGUUCUGCUGAGCGCCUCCGCCAGGCUCCUCCGCCAGCCUCCUCCACCAGGCUCCUCUGCCAGCCUCCUCCACCAGGCUCCUCCACCAGGCUCCUCCGCUGUGGCGAUGGAUAAACUGACAGUCAUCUCAGGAUGCCUCUUUCUGGCUGCGGACAUAUUCGCCAUCGCCAGCAUCGCCAGUCCAGACUGGAUCAACACCGGAGAGUCAUCCGGUAAGUUAGGUUCUUUAACGGUGGGUCUGGUCCAGCAGUGUCAGACCAUCCACGGUCGGGAUCGGUCCUGCAUCCCUCCCCGUCUCCCACCGGAAUGGGUCACCACGCUCUUCUUCAUCAUCUUGGGAAUCGUCUCUCUCACUGUCACCUGCGCUCUGUUGGUGAUGUCACAUUGGCGCCGUGAAGCCACCCGGUACGCCCGCUGGAUCGCCUUCACCGGCAUGGUCUUGCUGUGUAUGGCGGCUCUCAUAUUCCCCAUUGGUUUCUAUAUCAGUGAGGUCGGAGGUCAGCCUUAUAAACUCCCCAACAACACGGUGGUGGGCUCCUCCUACGUGCUCUUCGUCAUGUCCAUAUUCUUCACCAUCGUGGGUCUGCUGUUUGCUGGGAAGGUCUGUUUGCCUGGCUGA